Molecule: messenger RNA, 4470 nt
Organism: Dermochelys coriacea (leatherback sea turtle)
Lineage: Eukaryota; Metazoa; Chordata; Testudines; Dermochelyidae
Exons: 14
Coding region: 1-2109 (702 amino acids)
Biological process (GO): negative regulation of DNA-templated transcription; regulation of transcription by RNA polymerase II
Cellular component (GO): histone deacetylase complex; transcription regulator complex
Molecular function (GO): transcription corepressor activity
Source: RefSeq, a predicted model, not a curated record
AUGAGAGUUUUCAGCGGCAUUUCAGCGGCGGAUAUUGGGCUGGGAAGGCGCGCGGCGAAAGCACCUGUUUUCCGUUUGUUCGUUCGCUCGCGCUGGGAGAUAAGCAGGCGUCGGAGCCGCCGCGCUGACAGGAAGCGGGAGGGGGGGUCUCUGCGGGACCAGCACGAUGUGCCACAACGCUGCACUGAGCCCUCUGCAAACAGCCAGGGACCCGGGCGGGCCUCAGCCGAGAGUCUGUGGCUCCGUAUGGGACUCAACGCCACAGGGAUGGAGCCUGAGAUGAGCACCUCUGGCCCCUUCUAUCCCCCCUGCAGCAUGGAGGCUGGGGACCCUACCAGCACGAAGGGGAUGUAUGCUGCCCUGGGCCAGCCCAGCUGUGGCCCUGAGGGGAACCCAGCCCAGCAGGGCCAGCUGCCCAGGGCAGCGGGGGGCUCCUAUGGGCUCUGGCCCCAGAGGAUCGAGCCAGCCCACCGCAGGCUGGACCCCUUUGCCCAAGCCUUCCCCAACCCACCUUUCGGGAAGCCGUGGGUGCUGGGGACUCAGGCAUUCAGGAGCCAGGGCUUCAGCCUGCAGGAGAUAAUGGCCCAGCCGCCCCCUAUUGCCCCACAGGAGGGAUACCCCCCUGCUAGCCCCCUGCUGCUGCAACUCCCUGGAGGCCAGCUGGAGGGGUCAGGGCCUCCUCUGUCCUACUGCAGCCUCCCAGCGAGGCAGGGGCAGGGCGAAGGUGGGUACGGGCAGCAGCACAAGGAGCCCCCGCUUCCGUGCCUAUAUCAGGAGAACCAGCCUGCUAGCUACAGCCCCCCAGAGGGCUACCCGGGACCCGCUCCCCAGGGGCUCGCAGGCCCUGAGAUGUAUGCUGGGCUCCUGGGCCCCCCUGACUGGCCCCCUGAUGCCGCCCCCAGUCUCUGCUGCUACCAGGACACUGAGCGCUACUGCAAGGGGCUGGAGUUUCUCCCUGCUGGUUUUGCCCCAUGGCCAGGGGUCUCCCCUCAGGAGCCAGAGUCAGAGGUUGCUGCUGCCAGGCUGGGGCAUGAGCAGAGCCCCGCAACGGCAGGCCACACUGCCAUCCCCCAGGUUUCUGGGAGCUCCUUGGCGUCCAGUUAUCGGGGCACUCCUUAUUGGAGCCGGAUGCACCAGGCCAGGGGCCCCCCGCACUACACACCACCCCCGAUGCUCAACCCGCUGCGCCGAGGCACAGGGCUGUUUGCUGAGCUGGGCGCCUCGCUGGGCGGUGGCAGCCCCGACCCCGUCCAGUGCCUGGACGUCCCACAGAUAAAUGUGGGCCCCACGUUCCAGUCAGCACUGCCAGUGCUGCGGGACCCACACCUUGCCCGGCUGGACCCCCCGCAGGCCGAACUGGUCUGGAGGCCCUGGCCAGGGCUGGAGCAAGAUGCAGAGACCCAGCGCCAAGUGGAGACACUGCUGGACGUGGCUUGCUCUAGUGCCAUCCCUGGGGGUGGCACCAAUCAGGAGCUGGCGCUGCACUGCCUGUGCCAGGCUGGUGGGAAUGUCAUGGUUGCCUUGGAGACUCUGUUGCUGCGAACCCCAGUGUGGCCCAAAUGUCACCCUCUGGCCAGUUACCAUUACACAGGCAGUGACAUGUGGAGCACCCAUGAGCGACGCCUCUUCUCCAAAGCCUUUGCCCUGCACAGGAAGGACUUUGCCCAGAUUCAACGUGCGGUGCCCUCCAAGCGUCUGGCCCAGUGCGUGGAGUUCUAUUACCUGCACAAGAGCCGGCUGCGGCGCAGUCACAAGCGAAGUGGUGCCGGGUCAGAGACAGGCGCCAUCGUGGGCAGGGCCGGCCCCGGGCAGCCCCCACCUACCCCGGAGCUGCCUCAGGACUCGUCCCCUGGCUCCAGCUUUCCCUGCAAACGUUGCGGCAAGACGUUCUACAAGAUCAAGAGCCGAAAUGCCCACAUGAAGAUCCAUCGGCAGCAGGACGACUGGGGUGGGCAAGCGGGGAUACUGGGACCUGCCGCUCUCCCUGCCCCUCAUGCGGGGUGUCCCCCCUGGGCCAACACAGAGCCAGCCGAGCCUGUUGCUGAGGCCCUGGCCUGCCCUGGGCUGGGGCUGCUCUAUGGGAGGGACAUGGAGCAGCUCUUCAUGUGAUGGGGGGCAGAACCCCUCCCUUGGCCUGUCAUGGAGAGCCCCCCCCUCCAAAAGUUUGCCCCUUUGGGGGCCAAGGGGUUGUGGUCUCCUCAUGGGGAACACAAGGUUACAGGAGCCCCGUGCCAUAAGGGCAGGACUUGCCCCUGGGAGAGACUCCACCCAGGUUCAGCCUGGGCCCUGCACUGCCCUCUAUGCCUAGGCAGCUCUGACCCUGCCUGCUGGGCAUAACCACAGGGGCAUGUGGGGCCGAGGGGCAGAGAGACAGCCAGGGUAGUGGGGGAUGGGCGCUUUAUUGAGGAUAUAUCAUGCUUAUUGCUGUAACAGCCACCACGUUCAUGCAACAGCCACACACACAACAUGGACACACAGGGCUCCCUGAAGCUGGGGAGGGGAUCCCAACCCACUGGUGAGUGGGGUGGGUGUGGGGAGGAACAUAGUGUCACACUCACUCACAGCUCCACUGCCCUUAGGAGCCCUGCCCAGCAGGGCAGGACCAGAGCUGCCAUCCUCAGGCACCAUGCAGCGGGGCUAGGGUCCCGUAGAUCUGCACACUGAGAUGCUAGGCAGGGGGAAGGGGUCCUGGGCGGGGAGGUUCAAUGGGAAUAAAUCCUGGAGCAGCUGACUUCCAGGCAGUAGCAGCUCAGGAUGUUGGGUUGGGGGGGGCUCCCUCAGCAGGGAGCAGCAGCACUGGAGAUGCUGGGAUAGAAGCUGCUCCGCCAGUGGGGUGGGGGCUGGGGCAGGGCCCCUGAACGUCACAAUAAAUAAAGCAGUCUGGGGCGUUCAGCCCCCAAGUCCAUUGUUCUGGCAGCGCCCUGAUCCUGUCCUAGGUUCUGGGCCAGCUCCCCAAACGGGCCUCCCUGUACCGUGGCUCCAGGUGCCACUCACACCUCGAUGCUUGGGUCAGAGCCCAGGCCCUGCUUCUGCAGCAGCUCCUCCUGCUUCAUUUUGGGCUUCUCCGACCGCGUGUGCCAGACCAGAACCUGCAAUGGAGGAGUGCAGGACAGAGGUGGGGUCCAGAGAGAUCUCCCCAGACUGUGCCCCUCCCCCAACCAGCACCCCCAGCCAGUCACCAUAGCUGGGGGACUGAAGACACCUGGGACCAUCCUGCUAAGAGGCAAAAUUUCACAUUCCCCACUCCCAGCCCGGAAUAGAACCCAGGAGUCCUGACCUCCUGCCCUAACCCACUCGACCCACUGCGCUCCCAACACCACGGAUAAAACCCGGGAGUCCUGGCUCCCAGCCCCCUCCUCACCUUAGUGCAGUUGUCAGCUCGGGGCUCCAACUCUUCAAUGGAGACCAGUGACUGCAGCAGGCUGCUCUCCAGGUAGCCACGCUCAGCCAGCAAGUCAAACCGGGCCUCCCGAUUCGCCAGUAGCAGCUGCAGAGCAAUAGCGAAGCCGGCCAUGUCCAUGGGGAAGGGCCGGUUGGGCUUCCAGGCUGUGUAGAAGCCCACCACCCUGCCCUUCUCCACCAGGGGGCGCUCAAAGCGCAGGCCACCCACCAGCCCCACAGGCCAAACUGAGACACGCUUGGUGGAGCGGAUCUGUGGGGAAAAGAGAGGGGUGUCAGCAGCAGAAAGAGACCCCCACAUGGGGGAGGUGAGACAAAUGCCUCCCUGCCCUCCCCACCCCCUGCCUCCUGCCAUCCCGCCCUUCCCCGUCAUCCCACCCCGCCUCCAGCGCCCUGCCACCCACUCCCUUCCCCAUCACCCCAUCCCCUGCCUCCAGGGCCCUGCCGCCCCCCCCUUCCUCAUCACCCCACGCCCUGCUUCCAGCGUCCUGCUGUGACGAAGUGGGAAUUUUUUGUAAUAUUUUUAUGACACGUCUAAGUGUCUCCGUUUCCCCUGUACAGUGCAUUGUUACCCAGUGGUGGCGGGGGGACAGGGGACGGGGACGACAGACUGUUUGCUCUCAGGGCAGGCUAGGAGACAGAGGUGAGGGUGUUGCUGUCUGGGUCUCAAUCCCCAUUCUAGUGGAACACCUCAAAAGACACCAGACAAAUCCAAUUGUCUGGACAUUGCUUCCUAGCAAUCAACGACCCAGAAAUCUAUAGACUUCCAUGCCUCUCAGCAGGUGGGGGUGGGGAUGAUUGAGCAAUAUUUCCCCAGGUUGAGAUCCAAGGACUGGAGUGAUGGGGGGGAAAGAGUGGGUGGCUGGAGGCAGCCAGAGCUCUCACCUGGAGUCUGACAGAGGAGAUCAGAUGGAAGGUCAGUGAGAGCUUGCACCAAGGAGCUCACUACAGCUUGGCUGGGCUCUGGGCUAACCAGACUGGACUGUGCUUUAACGUCUGUUCUCUGUGCUAACCUAAGGACUCCCUAUGGUGUAUUCCAGAGGACUAAUAAACCCAAGUGUUUUGACAACA